Messenger RNA from Scomber scombrus (Atlantic mackerel), 829 nucleotides. It is a transcript of the gene pbdc1, whose product is annotated as polysaccharide biosynthesis domain containing 1. NCBI's taxonomy places the organism in Eukaryota, Metazoa, Chordata, Actinopteri, Scombriformes, Scombridae. Bases 14 to 517 code for a protein of 167 amino acids. The record is from RefSeq and is a predicted model, not a curated record. Gene Ontology annotation, cellular component: cytoplasm. The transcript is spliced from 6 exons.
UUGGCUGAGAGAAAUGGCGUCUGAUAAUGGACUCGCCGCUCUGGGAGUGGAGGGAGCGUCCGCAGCAGCUCAUGCUCUUUCUCUUCCAGCAGAAUCUUAUGACAAUGAUCCGCGGGUUGAGAUGAUGUGGGCGAUGAAGGCUUAUAACCACGCUGAGGUUUACUUCAAUCUCAUUUCAUCCGUGGAUCCGGCGUUUCUGAAGCUGACGAAGCUGGACGAUACAAUCUACUCGUCCUUCAGAGAAACGUUCAAAGAUCUCGACCUCAAGCUGCUGAAAGCUGAAGACCUCAAAUCUGACGAAGCCAAAGAGACGUGGCGUCCGUUCUGUAACCAGUUUGAAGGACUCAUCGAAGAUUUCAACUACGGCACUCUGCUGCGUCUGGACUGUGAGAAGGGUUACAACGAGGAGAACACCAUCUUCGCCACCAGAGCUCAAUUCUUUGCUAUCGAGAUCGCCCGAAACAGAGAAGGCUUCAACAACGUUGUCUACAACACGUCCAAAGCUGCAAAGAGUUAACCUGAAAAUAAUUUAAAAAAUCACCUGAAGAGUCUCCGCCAGGAAAAAAACCAGGAACUGUCCGUCUCCUCCUGAGGAUGAACCUCGUCGUUUGAAUUAAAGUCAUCAUCCUCAUCAUCAUGGAGGUUUCUGGUCACCUGAUGAGCAGCGGCGUUAAACACUGUUUGGACCCUUCAGUCCCACUAAUGCAUUUUGUAUUUACUGUAAAGUUUUAAUGUGCCAAUCAUACGUUAGUUUAUUUUCUAUUAACGCUAAAAAGUUGCGUUUGUUUGUUUGCCUGGAAACGAAAAAACUGAAAAAUAAAGAGCUGCA